Anisakis simplex (herring worm) is the source of this 534-nucleotide messenger RNA. NCBI's taxonomy places the organism in Eukaryota, Metazoa, Nematoda, Chromadorea, Rhabditida, Anisakidae. The record is from the annotation of a GenBank genome assembly.
GAUGACUUUUACGUGCCCUGUAAGGAGCUAGCGUUGAAAUUCCAACGAGGCGAUAUAUUGCAUGUGAUAAGCACUUCCGACGAGAACUGGUGGCAAGCCUAUCGUGAAGGAGACGACCCAUCCUCAUCGCUAGCAGGCCUAAUACCAUCAACUCAUUUUCAGCAGCAAGUGAUUCUUUACAAUCGUGAAUUGGAGAGAGAGAACACCUCGGACAGUAGUACAAAACGGAAAGACUUCUUUGGGUGUACCAAGAAGAAAUCUUUGGGUAAAGCGAAAGGAAAACGAAUUGUGCAGGAUGAGAUGAAAUCAGCUGAUGAAGUUUCAAAUGAUGACAGUGAGAUGCUCACGUAUGAAGAAGUAUCACUGUAUAUGUCGAAAGGGACCCGAAAAAGACCAAUAGUUUUGUGUGGACCCGAAGGAGUGGGUUGUCUCGAGCUCAGGCAACGUCUCGUAGAGAGUGAUAAGAGUAAAUUCGCAAGUGCUGUUCCUCGUAAGUACCUCUGGUUUCUUGGUUUCAUUGUCUUAUUUCCGUAA